Linum tenue is the source of this 1554-nucleotide messenger RNA. NCBI's taxonomy places the organism in Eukaryota, Viridiplantae, Streptophyta, Magnoliopsida, Malpighiales, Linaceae. The record is from the annotation of a GenBank genome assembly.
CAUCCCAAUUAGAAGGGCCGGUUUCAUAUAAACCCCCCGGUCCCGGAAUCACGACCUUACCGGCGGCGGCUGGAAGUGCAGAGGCGACUGGCGAGACGACGAAGAAGAAGAAGAAAAGAUGCAACAGAGGAAAUAUGGGCGGCCGUCGGGAACCGACGGCUCCGAUUUCUCCUACCGCAUGGUCGUCGAUUCUCGCUAUACGAAAGUGGCAAAGGGGAAGUCUCGCCUCCAUGCCCUGAUCUUGACUCAGGUGGUGAUUCAGUUGGUAGGACUACUGUCUUUAGCCAUGUCGAUAUCGAAGGAGAAGGUUCCAGAUUCUUUGGCUAUUGCAGCCACUGCCAUUGGGUUCUUCUCUCUUCUGAUUGGAGAAGUAGGUCUUAGGCGGAGCAAAGCUGGUUUGUUGAGAAUGUACAUGGCUGCAUCUUCCAUCGGACUGCUAAUCUCGCUAUUUGAUAAAUUUAGCAGUGGUUCGGCGUUAGAGGUUAUGCUGAACCCAAGUGAGUGGGAGGCGAAGAAGUUCGAGGUUAUCGAGAAUUCGCUGCUGUUAUCUGGAUUGCUGGUCCAGAUAUUCGCGGUUGUCACGACGAUUUCUCUAAUCGGUAAUAUGUCUCCGCCCAAGAAAUCCUCUUGACAGAUUUCCAGUCCUCGUUGUAUAGCCACUGUAGAAUGCAGAAAGGGGGAGAAGGAGGUGGUUGGAUUUGCUUUAUUCUGUUUCCUUUGCUUAAAUUUACUACCAUUGAUGAGAAUUAUGAUUUCCGCCAUAGUAAUGCAGCUUGGUCGUAAAAUGGUAGGGACGAUAUAAAGAACCGAAAAGCAGCUGCUGAAACCUGCCCCCGCUUUCCUUUUCAUAAGGUGGCUUUUCGUGGGAGGGAGUAAGUGGGCCUGUAGCUCGCUCGUUAGUACAGCCUAGCGGGUGGGCCGUAUACACGUGAUUACCCGGGCCCAUUUUUCUUUUCCCUAUCAUUAAUGAUGCGGACUAGUUUCCGGCUUUCCGCAGGCUGAGAAACAUUAGUAGAUGACAAUUAUAAUUAUGAAUUAGCCUUCGUACAAGACAAGAGCGUUAUGCUGGAGCUGGUAGCAGAUUAGUUUAGUUGCUAAAUUGGACGUGUACCCAUUUGAUUAGUAGUAUAAUUGCAGGAUUACGACCUGGGGAAAGUAGGUUAUUAUGUUGUUUUUCUUAACAUGGUCACGGGCUAAUUAAUCCCUCCCACUUUGUCGAGGAGAAUUUGUUUUCUUUCUUCACCUAAUCAUAAUAGCAAUGAAAGUAGGCCACAAGAGAAAGAAACCAAAGCUUUCUCGUUUCUAUUAGUCACAAGAGAUUCUUCUUCUUCUUCUUCCUAGGGCAUGUGAAUGGGGAUUUUGAUUUGGAUUUGGAUUUUGACCUUCGAGAGAUCACGGGUUGCGACAGACAUAGCAUGUGACACAAUUGUCCCCGCACAACGUGCUGCUUCUGGGCCAUUUUUUUGUAUGGAGAAAAAUGCAAUGUUCAAUACAAAGCGGGUCAUCGUCCAUUGGUUUCCAAACUAUAAGCGUGGCAUGGUGUUUGUGUUGUAA